Telopea speciosissima is the source of this 5703-nucleotide messenger RNA. RefSeq names its product putative 1-phosphatidylinositol-3-phosphate 5-kinase FAB1D. Gene Ontology annotation, molecular function: 1-phosphatidylinositol-3-phosphate 5-kinase activity; ATP binding. Lineage: Eukaryota; Viridiplantae; Streptophyta; Magnoliopsida; Proteales; Proteaceae. Gene Ontology annotation, cellular component: endosome membrane. The coding region runs from base 49 to 5406 and encodes 1785 amino acids. The transcript is spliced from 12 exons. Gene Ontology annotation, biological process: phosphatidylinositol phosphate biosynthetic process. The record is from RefSeq and is a predicted model, not a curated record.
GAGCCAAGUCUUGGGUGAGAUUGAUUUGCUGAACACAGCUGGACUCGAAUGUACAAAAUGUGUCAUGUUAGUGGUGAGGAAUUGACAAAUUUGGAUAGUGGAGUGGAGGAUAUGGAAAAUAAGGUGGUGAAUUCAUUGGGAAUGGACAAUGGAAACCCCACCCAUUAUUGUAAAUUUCGAAAUGAGAAGAAUGUGAAAGACUCUUCAAUGGCAAAUGAGUUGAGUUCGUAUGAGAUACGAGUAAUCAGUCCAACAAUUUCGAUAUCAAGGACUGAUAGUUUGGUCUCAACCUGCAGUGAAUUUUCAGUUGAUACAAAUAUGAAUGGAAGGGAGGAAGGAGAUGCUGGUGCUAGCCAGGAUAAUCCCUACUUGAGGCUAACCAAGAAUGCAGAGAAGUCGAGCUUUCCAAUUACAUCAAAUGGAAUUGAUGAACCCAGUACAACAAUGGUGGAAAACCAUGAGGGAAGCAACAAUAACAGUAAUACAUGUAGCCUUGACCAAGGAACAACAAAAGAUGUCAAAAUUUUUAUUGUAGCUGAUGCUGGUACAGAAAGAAUAGAGGAUGUUAGUGAGGGCUCUUCCCAAUCAUUUACAGUCUCAGAGGAAGGAAAUGAGUUAUCUCGGUGUGUUGAUAUUGAAUCAGAUGAACGUAUCUGGGAACCCCCUGAACCAGAAGAUCUUGAGGAUGAUGUGGAGGGCAGUGUGGCUAACAAUGAUGAUGAUGAUGAGUGUUAUGGCACAAAAUGGAGCCAGCCAACUUCUCUAAGAAGCUUUAGCAAAGAGGGCAGUGGCAGCUUCAGAUUCAAGGAGGAACGGAAGAAGGCACUGAUAGAGGUGAUGAACGGGGAUUUCAAGGACUUCGUUAAACGGCUUCUUACAUCCGAGGGCAUCAACCUUUCUGGGGAUCCUGGUGAAAGUUGGGUUGAUAUAGUUACCUCUUUAUCUUGGGAAGCCGCAUCACUUGUGAAACCCGAGUCUAUUGAGGCAAAAACAGUGGAGCCUGAAUGUUUUGUGAAGGUGAAAUGUCUGGCAACUGGUUCUCGUAGUCAAAGUCAAGUGAUUAAAGGCUUGGUUUUUAAGAAGCACGCUGCACAUAAGCACAUGCCAACCAGUUAUAGGAAUCCUAAACUGUUGCUGAUCCAGGGCAUGCUUGGACAUACUUCAAGUGGUCUAUCGUCAUUUAAUUCAAUGGAGCAGGAGACGGAUAAUCUGAAGUCUUUCAUUGAGAUGCUAGAGAUGUGCCAUCCGAAUGUGGUCUUAGUGGAGAAAUCUGUUCCUCGUGAUGUGCAAGAAUCUCUUCUUGCUAGAGGAAUAACGUUGGUUUUUGAUAUGAAGCUUCAACGUUUGGAGAGAAUUGCUUGUUAUACUGGUUCCCAGGUUGUCUCUUGUACUGACAAUUUGAUGAACCUAAAACUGAAACAGUGUGACUCUUUCUAUUUUGAGAAGUUUGUGGAGGAAUAUGGUAGCUAUGGUGAAGGCGGGAAAAAGCCAAGGAAUACUUUAAUGAUUCUAGAGGGCUGUCCUAGGCCUUUGGGCUGCACGAUUUUACUUAAGGGAGCUCCUAGUGAUGAAUUAAAGAAGAUUAAAUGUGUGGUGCAGUGUGCAGUUCUUGCAGCAUAUCAUUUAAUCUUAGAGACUUCUUUCCGUGUGGAUCAAAGUGCAAUGUUUCCUGUCUUCCAUUAUAAUGGCCUGGCAAAUGGAUGCAUGACAAAUCAACAAGCAAUUGUUGGGUCUGAGGAUUGCGAGGCCAAAAUUAGUCUGCCCUGUAUGACUAAUGGUCCCCUUAUUGGUGAAUUCCGAGAAAACCUUGUGGAUGGAAGGUUGCCUACAGAUUCACAGUUGGUUUUGCGAGGCGACGAUACAUCAUCAGUCUCUAGUCCUAGUAUCAUCAUGUACAAUAAUAGUAUUGGUGAAAAUGCUUUGACUAGUCAUACCAAAUCUGAUAAUAGUGAUGUCCAUCAUCCUGAGGCAUCUUAUGAGCCAUACACACCAACUAUUCUUCCAGGGCCGUUCUCAUCAUCACUCUCAGCCUCUCUCAAGAAAGUUAUUGGGGAUGGAUUUCCUCAUGUAUCCUCUACUUCUUAUCUGUCCAUCCCCACUUACUUUGGAUUGAAGGAAAGGGAGCAAGAUAGUCAGGAUGUUACCAUCUUGCCUGUAGUGACAUCUCCUGAACAACUAGAUUUUUGUCAGAUGGAAGAAAAAGGUAGUGCCAAUGAAGUGAAGCCACUUGAUGCUGAGAAAGCUGAGUCCUUGUCAGCCUGCUAUGAGGCCGCUUUGGUUCAAACCAAAAAUGGUGCAAAUGAUGAACAACAAAAGCAACAGAAUGGAGUGAUAACUGUUUUAGAUGGCCAGAGCAUUUUAUUUUUGAAGUCUAGCAGGAAUAUUUUAAAAGGAACUGUUUGUGAGCACAGCCAUCUUUCUCGUAUCAACUUCUACAAGAGUUCUGAUAUGUCCCUUGGGCGAUUCUUGCGUGAUAACAUACUCAAUCAGAUGAAUCAAUGCUCUAUAUGUGGUGCACCACCAGAAAAUCAUGUUUUCUGUUAUGCUCACCAUAAUGGGAAGCUCACAGUACGGGUAAGACAGCUUUCUGGGGGAUUGCAUUUGCGUGGAGAGACAGAAGGGAAACUUUGGAUGUGGAGCCGCUGUUUAAAAUGUAAACCUGAGAAAGGAAUCCUAAAACCUACACGAAGAGUGGUGAUAUCCACUGCAUCCCGUAGGCUAUCAUUGGGGAAGUUUCUGGAGCUAUGCUUUUCAAAUGACUCUGCUCCUAAUAGGUUAUCCAGCUGUGGGCAUUCCCUGCACAAUGACUCCCUGUUCUUCUACGGUUUGGGCUCCAUGGUUGCAAUGUUUAGAUACUCUUCGGUUGAUAUUUAUGCUGCAUUUAUGCCGCCACAAAUUCUGGAGUUCAACAAUCCAAUUGGACAAGAAUGGCUUGAGAAAGUAGCUGAGGAUGUUCUUAGGAAAGGAGGAGCACUGUUUAUGGAAGUUACAAACUUGUUACAGAAGAUAAGAUCUGGAUUUUCUUCCUCGCUUUCAAACACAUCUCUGAACCUUGGAGGUUCAGUGAAGGACCUUUCUGAAGUUGAAGAGAUGUUGAGGCAAGAAAAAUUUGAUUUUCAGGAACUCAUUCAGAAAGCGCUUGAUAAGGAUGUCAACCUGGGGCAGGCUGCACAUAAGCUUCUCAGCUUGAAUUGUUUACUCUCUGAACUUCUGCUUGAAUCAUAUGUAUGGGAUCAACGUUUGCGUUCUCUUACAUUGCCUUCUCGGGUAGUUAACGGUUGUACAAGUGAUAAAAUAGUAUGCGAUGAACAACAAACGUUGCAAAGGGAUGACAUUUCUGGUGAAAGAAUGAUGGAAAAGAAUGCUUCACCCUGUGUUGGAGAAGGCUUAGAUGAUUCUGCUGUGGCUUGUAUUGCUCCGGUGAACAAUAAAGUGUGUUCUGACUACAAUAAUACCAUAAACUAUGGUAGCAACCUAGAAACCAAGCUGGAAACUAAAUUUGAGGAAAGUUAUACCGAAGAACAUGAAAUUCCAGUUGCAGAAGCCCCAGAUUCUGAGCCACUUAGUGAAGGUUUGGUCUAUGGUUCUGGGAUUCAAAACUAUAAACUCAAUAGGUCUAUUAAUAUUGAGGGUAAUGGAACACCAGCUGAUGGGAGUUUGAACCCUGUUAGUUCGACUAGUAAUGAUUUAAAUGCAUCUACAGCAGGCAGUAAGUCGAACAACUCUUCCAUUGGACCAUCUUAUUCCUCUUUUGCUCUUCCAUCAGCUGGUGAUAAUCCUCAAAAGUUAAAUUCUCCCAUUGCCGAUCAUUUACAGGUGGAUCAAACUAUUCCAGUUAAAUCAGAUCUAUUGAGACAUAGUGAGUCUGCUCCCAAUAUGGUUCUUAAUGGCACCACGAUGGGUGAAAUACCUGCAAAGUCUGGGUUCCGUUCUUUGUCUGAGAAUUCAGGGUUGUCAUACUUAGCUGAUUCCGAUCAUUGGGUCUGGAAUCCUUUUUCAGAAACUCGCAAGGCAUUUCGGAAGGAUAUUCACAGAGGUAACUCACAGAAGUUUGGGUUCAUCAAUAACUAUACUCCAGAAUGCUUAUCCUCAGUUCAAGAAUUAAUUACCCAAGAAGGAUUCAGGUGCCAAAUCCCACUUGGUACUGAUGAUAAUAUUGUGUCAGUCUAUGAGGGUGAGCUCACCAGCAUAAUUGCCUACAGUCUUGCUUUGUUGCAUGAUCGACGCAGUUCAGCAGAAGAUUUGGCUGAGGAGACAAAAAAGGAGAAAGGAGAGGCUGGUAAAAUAAUUGAGAAUGCGCACAGCCUAGUUUCUGAGGUCUCAGUAACUUCAACAUUUUGGUCUUCAACCAGUUCUUUGGAUUUAGAGGGAUUCAACAGAAGUGUUUCAGCAGAAGAAUCAUAUAACCCUAGUUCUGAUGGGUUGAAUUUUGUGGAUCCCUUGUCAUCUUCGGAGGGGCUUCAUCCAGAGAUCCCUGUUGGGGUUGGGAAGCUACCUGGUAAGGGUAAAUAUUCGGUUGUUUGCUUGUGUGCAAAUCAAUUCCGUUCUCUUCGAAGACGUUGCUGUCCAUGCGAGCUUGAUUAUAUUGCAUCUCUCAGCCGUUGUAAGAACUGGGAUGCUAAAGGUGGAAAGAGUAAAUCUUUCUUUGCUAAGACGCUGGAUGAUAGAUUUAUUGUGAAGGAGAUUAAAAAGACUGAAUUCGAUUCGUUUUUGAAGUUUGCGCCAGAUUACUUCAGGUACAUGAAUCAAUCUUUCAGUUCAGGGAGCCAGACUUGCCUUGCCAAAGUUCUAGGUAUUUAUCAGGUCAUCAUUAGACAACCUAAGAGUGGGAAGGAGCUGAAACAUCAUCUUAUGGUGAUGGAGAACCUUACCUUUGGUCGAAACAUAACACGCCUUUAUGAUCUUAAAGGUACUUUGCAUUCUCGGCACACUCCAGCUGCUGAUGCCUCAGGAAAGGUUCUUUUGGAUCAGAACUUUGUUGAUGACAUGAUAAUAUCUCCGCUAUAUGUCAGUGGGGAAACUAAGCAUCUCUUGCAACGUGCAAUUUGGAAUGAUACAUCUUUCCUCACUUCAAUUAAUGUCAUGGACUACUCUUUACUUGUGGGAGUGGAUACUGAGCGUCGUGAACUUGUAUGUGGGAUUAUAGACUAUCUGAGACAGUAUACGUGGGAUAAACAUCUUGAGACAUGGGUCAAGGCUUCCCUUGUCGUCCCCAAGAAUGUGACACCAACUGUUAUCUCUCCAAAAGAGUACAAGAAAAGAUUCAGGAAGUUCAUGACUAUGCGUUUUUUGAGUGUCCCAUACCAUUGGACUCCACAUCAACCUGUAUGUAGUGGCAAGGUUUCUGUCAAUAAGAACAAUGAUUCUUCUCAGUUGAGAAAUGCGGAGCAGGGAGGAAUCAAAUAAUUUCAGCGUGGAUGUCAUUUACCCGUUCUCUAGCUUGUCUUGUGUUCAAUUGUCCAGCUAUUUGUUUUGUCAGUUUUCAGAUACUGUAUAUAGAUGAUCAUCACAACUGUAUACCCCCCCCCCCCCCAUCCCCCUUGUUUUCUUCUGGGGUAUCUUUUUCCUAAUAUCUGGGGUUGGUAUCAUCUUUUCAGGUCCAUUUAGUAGUCAUGUCAUUCUUUCUUUCUAAAUAUUAGAGUUGUUCAAAGAAGGUUGUAAAAAAUAUGAAGAUAAUCAAUGAUACAUUUUUUUUUGAAACAA